Molecule: messenger RNA, 1796 nt
Organism: Hypoxylon trugodes
Lineage: Eukaryota; Fungi; Ascomycota; Sordariomycetes; Xylariales; Hypoxylaceae
Product: MFS general substrate transporter
Exons: 2
Coding region: 190-1701 (503 amino acids)
Biological process (GO): transmembrane transport
Cellular component (GO): plasma membrane
Molecular function (GO): transmembrane transporter activity
Source: RefSeq, a predicted model, not a curated record
UAAGAUGUACGCGUCAACUCGAUUUCUCUCCCGUGUUCAUUGCUUUUUCACGAUUUCUUUUUCGAGUAAUCCUUGUUCGUAAUGGAACGCCACGGCUCCUAGGCCGUUGUUCUAUUUGUCUCCAUGGAAGUCUUUAACAAUACGUGGUCCCGUUAAUCUUUAGUAUAACGCUGUUACUAGACAGCGACGAUGAACGAAGACCUCAAAUUUGCCCUACGAGGGGAUGAGGCAUUGGAGGAGAAAAGCGAUGGAUCGAUAGGUAUCAGCAUCAAUAACAAUCAACCCGGCGUCUCCACCGAAGAAGGGCGCAAACUCGACCAUGUAAUCCGGUGGAAGCGGGACUUGGUCAUCGUGCCGAUUAUGGGUGUUUUGUACAUGCUUCUGUUUUUAGAUCGGACAAACAUCGCCAACGCGCGAGGCAUAGGUCUUGGACACACAGAUGGCAUCGAGAAAUCCCUAAAUAUGCCUUCUAACGGCUUCAAUACGACGCUUUGGGUCUUCUAUAUUCCUUUCGUGCUGGCUGAAGUCCCAGCGAAUUUGAUUCUCAACCUGAACAAGAUUCGACCGGGGAUCUUUCUUGGCGGUCAAAUGUUUCUUCUAGGUGUCCUAGGCAUGUGCCAAGGCCUAUCAAGAAGCUAUGGUGGGCUCCUCGCCGUCCGAUUCCUCCUAGGCGUCUUCGAAGCUGCUCUCCCUGCCGGCGCGACCUAUAUGAUAUCGAUGUACUACACAAGACAUGAAACUGCUACCCGAUUUGCUUGGUUUUUCAAUUUUGCGCUGGCAGGGCCAUUGUUCUCAGGACUUUUGGCUUACGCCAUCCAAAAUCUUAACGGUGCUGGUGGGUACGAGGGUUGGCGAUGGAUCUUCAUCAUUGAAGGUCUAAUGACAUGCUUCAUUGCUGUCUUUGUCAUCUGGCUGUGCCCCAAUUUUCCCCAGAAUGCGCAAUCUUGGUUUCUUACGCCUCAAGAACGCGAUCGUCUAAUCUACCUACUUGAGGCUUCCCGCGGUGCUGAAGCCGAGGGCUCGGCUGUCAACAACGUUCCACUUUGGAAAAUUCUCAUCGACUGGAGGAUCCACCUUCUCACGAUAUGCUUUUUCUGCUGCGAUGUCACGGCUUCCUCGAUAGCUUCGUUUGCACCCACGAUACUUACCGAACUUGGGUGGGUAUCGACCGUGGCACAACUCAUGACAAUGCCAGUUUGGGCUGCUGGUAUUAUCUCGACAUUUGUCAUCACUUGGCUUACUUCCCAUGUUAACCUACAUGCGCCAUUCCUUCUCGUGGCCAUAUGUAUGCAGCUUGUGGGAUGGUGUAUUAUGGUGGCUUAUGUGCCACAGGCUAGCGUGCGUUACUUGGCAUUGUUCUUCAUGGCCGCAGGCACAUUCCCCCAGAUGUCGAUUCUCAUGGGUUGGCUCAGCGCCAAUCUACGCGGUCACAAGUAUCUUGCGGUCGGCAUGGCAUGGAUGGUAGGAUUCGGCAACUGCGCAAACUUCAUCAGUUCAAAUGUCUUUAUCACGACCGAGCGACCGAGGUACCCUACCGGGUUUGCCACAGGCCUUGCCUUCACGUUGCUGGGCUUUGUUCUUACAUGUACCGCAUUCGUACUGCUAUUCGUCGGUAAUCGGAAGCGUGACAAGACCCGUAUGCAUAUGACGGACGAACAGCGUGAGAGUUAUGAUGAAUUGCACUUCAAGUUUGUGUAUUGAGAUAAAAUCGCAUAAAGAAAAAGAAAUGAUUGCUCAUUCUAUGGAUCGUAAUAUGAAUGGCUCAUAAGCGUAACCCACUGAACCCGCCGCAAGGA